AGAAACCAUCCAUGCGAGUCUUUCUCUUCCACAGAAUCUUCCAUCUCAUACAACAAAAUCCUACUCCAUUAACAUUUUCUCAUCAUUCAACACCCAUUCUUCUAGCAUCAUCAUCAGUCAACCCAAAAAUGGCAGCAACAUUUGCCACCCCAUCCACCAUUGCAGGCCUUGGAAGUUCCUCACUACAAUCUUCCCGUGUCUCUUCACCUACGAGAUCAUCAGCUGCUGCUCUUCAUUCAAGCUUUGUGAAGCCAGGAGUGACAGCAUGGAAUCCUCUGAGAUUGGCUGGUGCUUCUGGAGGAAAGUUUGUCUGCUUUGAGAGAGAUUGGCUGCGUACAGAUUUAAAUGUGAUUGGAUUUGGGUUGAUUGGAUGGCUAGCGCCAUCAAGCAUACCAGCUAUCAAUGGCAAGAGCUUGACUGGGCUCUUCUUCGAGAGCGUUGGGACUGAGCUCGCUCACUUCCCCUCCCCCCCACCUCUCACUUCGUCAUUCUGGUUGUGGAUGAUCACAUGGCAUUUUGGGUUGUUUUUGUGCCUUACUUUUGGGCAAAUUGGGUUCAAGGGAAGGAGUGAUGGUUACUUUUGAAUAUAGUUUUUAAUUAUCUCUAGAACUACUCUUCUGUGUAAUCAGCUUCACUUUCUUAACUUAUGUUUCUUUCUUUACUGUGUGCCCAAGUAUUCACCAAAUAAUCAAUCCGAAUGUUGGGUAUGCUUCAACAA
Molecule: messenger RNA, 718 nt
Organism: Mangifera indica (mango)
Lineage: Eukaryota; Viridiplantae; Streptophyta; Magnoliopsida; Sapindales; Anacardiaceae
Product: photosystem I subunit O
Exons: 4
Coding region: 12-584 (190 amino acids)
Source: RefSeq, a predicted model, not a curated record